AUGGUAGUGGCGAUGAUGGUUUGUUGGGGAGGAGGUAGGGGUGGUAGUGGUGGUGGCAGUGGGAGUGAGGUGGUGGAGAAGGUGAGGGUGGUGGUGAAGGUGGUGGUGGUGUCGGUGCCGAUGGCAGUGAUGGUGCUAAUAUUGGCAGUGGCUGUGGUGGUGGUGACGGUGAGGUUUAUGGUAGGGGUGGUAGUGGUAGUGGAGAUGGGCGUAAGGGUGGUGGCGGUGAUGGUUGUGACGGUGAGCAUGAUGGUGGUGGUGGUGUUGGGGGGGUGGUUGCGAUGGCUUUGGUGGUGGUGGUGGUGGUGGUGGCGGCGAUGA
Molecule: messenger RNA, 321 nt
Organism: Prunus armeniaca (apricot)
Lineage: Eukaryota; Viridiplantae; Streptophyta; Magnoliopsida; Rosales; Rosaceae
Source: the annotation of a GenBank genome assembly